Porites lobata is the source of this 15229-nucleotide messenger RNA. The record is from the annotation of a GenBank genome assembly. Lineage: Eukaryota; Metazoa; Cnidaria; Anthozoa; Scleractinia; Poritidae.
ACUAAACAUUUUGGUUGAAAAAUGCCAGUCGGCAGGAAAAGGAAAUUUGCAACGGCAAAUUCCACUGGACACCAACAAGAAACUCGCGGAAAGAGAUCCAAGAAAAGCGAAGAUAGUGCGGUGACCCAGACUUCAGUUGCAGUUCGGAAACGAACUUGUCGUCUAUCGAAAAGGGAGAAAAAAGGGAAAAAGGAGAAGGCUAAAGAGUGCAUAGUAAUAUCUUCGUCUUCGGAAGACGAAGAAAGUCCGAUAAACAAAAAAGCUGAAAAAGACAGCAGUGGCACAGCUAGGAAACCAACUUGUAGGAGAUCGAAAAGACAGAAAGACGGGGUAAAGAAGGGUGGUGAUGCUGGGGAGAGUGCAUUGAUAUCUACGAGAUUGAAUGCUAAAAGGACAGCUGCUAAGAAAGCAAAAAAAGGUGGUAAUACAACAACUAAGAAAGCAACUGGUAGAAAAUCGCGAAGGAAGAAGAAAGAUCCAAAGAAAAGUUCAGAGGAGAGCAGAGUUAUGCCUGCAAGUUUGAAUGUCAAGAGGUCAGUUUACUGAAGUUGGCAUAACCUGUGGGAGUCAACAAGGGGCUGGGAGCUUGCGAGAAUAGGGGGCGGUAGGGGUAUGGGAGGUGGGAGAGGCGAAGGUGGGAGGUGGGAGUUUGAACAGGGUGGGUAGUGGAAGUAAUAUGGACAAUUAUGCAGCAAUGCAUAAUAUUUUGCAAUCAGAAAGGGCUAAAAUGAGAGGAAGCCAAGGAUAAAUGGGGCAGGGGCUGGGAAUACAAAGUACGCAAUAAAGGAGGUUUAGAGAUCUCCCUGACAUCUCAAUGGUCACCCUCUAUGAUUUUGCAAAAUUUUGUAUUUCGCCCCCGUCUUCCUCUGAACUGGAAACAGUACUUUGAAUUCCCAAUCCCUAGAAGUAGUAGACUGUUCAUACUCACCUAUUUUUCCAUGAGAUUGUCAAGAUUUAGCAUGUCUUAUCAUUAAUGGUGGCCAUCUUGAUUUUCAAAUGUACCUAAGGGGCAGGCGUUGAUGAUCUUGAUGAUCUUACGGGAAAGUAGGGGACUGUGAACAGUCUAUAGAAGUAGAGUAGCCAAUUAUUUUUAUAUUCCCUGACGUAUUUCCCUGGUUGGCCUGGGUCUUACCCUGGGACCAGCUGAACUGAAAUGCAUAAACCUCCAGGAUAGAGAAGGAGGGUUCACCCUUGAUUGACUGAGUAGGCUUUUUCCUGGGUAGAGAUUUUGACACUUUUUGUCCCAGGGUGAGAAAUUUUACAUGACUGACAUCUUGAAAGAACAAGAGAACCGUGAAAUAAGUCAUCCACCAUCCUGGUAAUUUCCAGAAGUCACCAAGAGCAAAGGAUUUCUCUGCUCUUGAUCUGCUAAGUGAAUAAGCAUCUGUGUAUACACAGUAUGACGUGUGAUACAGCUUUUACCAUUAAGUUUGUAGCAGUCAUGCUUACCAAUAAUAAUAUUGUUGCACGUUGUUGCGUGUAUGCAUAGUAGCAUACAUGUUGUAUUCUAAUAAUAAUUAUUCUAAUAUUACUGUAUAUAUUUAUGGUAUGUAGUUAAAAAACCUCUUAGCAUCUCUUUGGUUUUAUAAUGGUUAGAAACUUGACUAAAUUAAUAGUUUCAAAUUAGGGCUGGGAAUCAAAGACUCAUCUGCAACUAACACAUGCUAAAGUUUAGCUUAUUUUUAGCAGUUUUUAACUUGUGAGCAAACUUCUUCUUGACAUUCUAUUUCAUUCCAGUGAGAAAAAAAGGUUUGCUAAUUUUAUAUUUUGAUUCUUUUAGUGUAUUGCCUUUGUCUGGUUCUUUGAGGAAUGCUUGUCUGUUUUUUCUAGCAAGAGGUCAGGUAUGUUUCAACCAAACAGUAAAUUGAAUAAGUAAACAAACCAGCAAACAGAUAAAUAAAUACCUAGGGUCACUAGCAGAGGGAGUAAAAGCCCUGUUAUUAAACUGUAAAUACCCCUGGUAGGCCACUUCCAAGUUCCAAAAACCCUCACUUUCAAAAUGGGGCUAGGUACACAACCUUUCUUGUGAAAACGAGUCUUAUUUGCAUGGGAAUGAAAAAUGAUUUCCAUAUCAAAGGCCAAGCACCUACCCUUGUUUUGAAACAGAGGCCCGGGGGACCUCGGAAAUGGCCUAUUAAGGGCUGAGAUAGUGUUGAAAAGUCCUUUUCAAGAUAGCAGACUGUAUUAUCCCCUUAUGCCCUACGAAUCUGCUUGAAAAAAUUUUAUCAAUUACAAAUAAUUCUUCAGAAUAAUUAUCAUAUUUCAAGUCGUGAGUUUUACUGGCAAAGUUGGUGAGUGUACUGGUAUAUUGUAUUUUCAUCACCCCCAUGAUCUGUUGUUUAACCCUUUAAGUUCCAAAAGUGACAAACAUUAAUUUUCUCAGUAACAAUAUCAAUACACAAUCAAGAGAAAAGGUUAUGAGAAUUGAUAAAUUAAUCCCCUAAGAGAAAAUGCUUUGAUCUUUUACCAAAUUCUCUCAACUUAUUCUCUUUGGAAAUGUAUAGAGACCAGUUUGGAGAAUUUGUAUGUUGAUAUUUUGGAACAGCCAUUUAAUUCUUGGAAAGAAAGCUGCUGGAUUCCUGUUCUCAAUUCUGUAGCACAUGUAUACCAUGCACCCAUUCUUGUGCUUCCCCUCUUUCAUUGGGGAAGAGACUUUGUGUCAUGAGACAGAAAAAAAUGACUGCAUGAGAAACAAUGCUUCUGGAGACAGCAUCCAACUUUUUAAAGAAAAAGUACAGACAAUAUGUAAAUGCUGGUCUUUAUGUCUCUUUUAAGAGACAUGUAUUAACCAUUUAAUGUCCCCUUGAUGCGAGUAAUAAUUAUUGUGACUCCACCCCCGUACAGGCGGUAGAUUUGAUGGAUGCACAUUACUGUUAUUUAAAGAAUCCUCAUUUUUUUCAUUUGAAAUUAUUUUGUUCUAUUUGUUUUUGUUUUAAACCAGAGAGUUUGCAUCAAAGGGUUGGCUCUGAUCAAAACCCUGAUUGGGUCAGUUGAAGUGUAUGGUUCUGUUUUGAGACCUGAUCAUGAUCCAGUGGAAAUCUUCUGUCCUAGUACUUCAAGUCUUGCCGUGUUGUCUGAACACAGUGAAGAAAAUUCCUCAAGAGGUAUUAAUUUGAAGAGAACAUUUCAGGAUGUUCUACAAAACCAGCCUCCUGAAGUGAUGAAGAAGGCCCUGGUGAGAUCAAGGAAAUCAGCCACAGUUCUGUUGAUGAAAUCCUUACAAACCAUAGAGACAAACUUUGUAUGCAGCUUUCAACGCUUCCAUGAUAUAUUCAGCUCGAAUCUUGACAAGGUAUCUGUUGGACAGAACUUUUGAGACACAACUGGUGCUUUUCAUUUUGCCAAACCAGUCAGUUAGAAACCAGUGGAAUUAUCAAGAAAAAAUGGAAUGACAUUGUUCAGUUGAAACAAGGUCUCCAACCAAAUUGAAGUGAUCCAUUUCUGUUCUGACCAAAACUUUGAUUACUGCUUAGCAAAGUAGGAUUGUAAAUGCGAAUUUUUGGAAAUGGAAGGGCAAGUUUUUUGUUGGACAGGACUGACUGGUCAAAGAGGACCACCUCUUAAGGUGAACCACUUUGACCGGAAAAUUCCCACACAGACCAAAGCAUUCCAUCUAUUUCUCAACGAAAAUUUCUGAAAAUUUUGGCUUAAUGGAAAGCACUCAGAGAAUGCCAAAAAAAGUCUGAUAUAAAAAUAAUACCAGGUACAUGACUAGACAUUGUAGUCCACGGUUAUUAAACUUUAGACCUAUAGGUCUGGAUUUGAGCCCGGCCACCAUAUUGUUUCCUUACAGCUGUGUGGCAAAAUUCUUCAGAGGGUAACCUUCCCUCAGGGGGGGGGCGAGGGUGACGGGAGUGUUUUGCAACACUUCUAGGUUCCUGAUGCUACAAAACUGGGUUGCCGCUUUUUCCUUUUGGGUGCCACUGGCUGAUGGUGCAUCUCAUAACAUUUUAUUACUGGAGACAUGUUUAAUGUUACAACUGACAAAUCUGUACAAAAACUCCCAUUUCUAGCUAUGUGCUAAGUUGUUCUAUUUUUUUUUCUUGCAGGUUUCCUCUCUUGACAAAAUAGAGAUGUCUUUGAAGAAGAAAACAGUUCCAUUAGGAUUUAUUUUUGUAAGAAUACUGACAAACAAUUUUCCAAUUUUCCCUAACUCUUUUGUUCCAGUUUGCAGGGUUACCAUCCUUUGAUUGUGUGUUUUUUUUUCGAAGCUAGCCAAGUUUCUGAACCUGUACAAUCUAUGGUACCGACAUAUGAUUUGUAUGAAAAAACUAAGAUUUUCUUGUCCCCUGAGAGGAAAAGGUGGGCACCAGGGGCCACAAAGGCUCUGCAAGAGCAUAUCCCUGCCACCCUCGAUAGAGGUAAUUUGAUGUGAAAGAUUAAAACAUUACAAGCUGCAAUUACAAUAAUUUAUAUUUGAGUAGUAAAAUUGGGAGUCUCUAAACACAUAAAGAAUAAAUUUUUGGGGGGGUGGGGUGGGUAACUGAAGGGAAAAUUUAUUAUUUUGUCAUUAUACCAGCGUGCAAAGAAAGUAGUGUCCGAUAGCCCGGGGCUAGUGGAUUUUGCUAUCGGGCUAGUGAAUUCUGUUUUCAACUUGCCCGACGGGCAAGUGAUGUUUUAUGAGGAGUUUGAAUAACAGAAGAACAAAAAGUUUUUGGGGCUAGUUGAAAUGACGUCUGGGCUAGUAAACGCUAGCUUCAGCUUGCCCGAAUGGCAAGCUGUAAAAAUGAUUUUCUUUGCACCCUGUUAUACAUAAAUACACAGGGCUGUGCUCGGUGGCCCCUGGCGCCUAACUUUUGCUCUUGGGUGACUAUACAAUCUUACUUUCUUCAUACAGAUCAAGUGCUGGGCACCAUAGAUUUUACAGUUUCAGAGCUCUGGGCUCCCUUCAAUUUUCCUUAGAGCACAGCCUUGAUACAUGUACAUAGGUAAUAAUAAUAAUGAUGAUGACAAUGAUAUUGAUAAUAGUGAUAUUAGUUUUUGGAAUUCAAUUAACGCAUUGACACAUUCUGGCUUUUUAAAGAAGAUAGCAAAUAACACAAUGUAGCCCCUUUCAUUCAUUUUUGUUCUCUAGUUGGAGCCAUGGUACCCAGCACGAUGUAGGAUGUUGACAGUACCCGAUCAGUGGAAAGUUGCUGCAUCUUCAGUGUGUGGAACAAAAAUGGGCAUGGAAGGUAUUAACAUUCAUUCAUUUAUACUUACUUUUUUCUAUCAUUGAUGUAAGUUUUAUAGCAAGAAACAAUAAUUAGUAAUUGUCAGUUUUUGUUUUAUGUUUAACAGCCAAGGCCCCUGUUAUUCUUAUUUGUGGUGGAAAGGACAUUGGAAAAUCAACAUUUGCAAGAUAUUUAACUAACACAUUCCUAAAUAGGUAUAUUUUGCGUACAGUAUAUUUUUUAAUAUUUUACAUAAUUGAGUGGCACUAUUGUGCUAAAAUACAGUUGUACAUUUGGUAUCGGAUUGACCAGGAAAUGUCUUUUUGUCCAUCUGUUAAAACUACAGUGGAACUUCUAUUCAGGAGACACCCUCCAGACUAAGGCAAGUGUUCCCCGAAUUUGUGGUCAGUCACUUUUUGAGUGCUAAAGUGUCUUCGGAAUGGAGGUUAAAUCUGGGUUUCGGGACCCAGAAAAAGUGUCCCUUUCCUCUUAAUAGCUAACUUUUUUUCAGGACCAAAUUUUGUGUCCCCUAAAUAGAGGUGUCCCAUGAAUGGAGGUGUUGUAAAGGAGAGGUUUAACUGAAGCAAAUAUUUAAGUGCCUCUGAACUGGUUCUGUAAGAGUGAUUCUCUGGUGAAUUCCCCCGUUUAUUUGUUAACAUUGCAACUGCUAUGAUUUUUUGUCCAUGAAUAAUGCAUAUGUCCGAUUAGUCUCCAAUGAUAAAGGGGCUAACAGUCAAAAUACAUCAUAAGCUAUCUUUUCAUCACCUCUAAUUGGGUUAGAACGUGCUAACGAAGCAGCGAGCCAUGCGAAAAAAUUGCUAAACCGAAAAAGAAGUAAUACGAAGAAAGUAAGUGAAAGCUAACCGUUGUAAAUACAGUAAAACCCCGCCUUACGGGCACUUCGUUAUUAGGGCCACUUUUUUGGCCACCCGCAAAACGGCCAUACAUUUUCUUGUAAAAAAAAACGCUCGUUAAUACUGUCACCCGUUAAUACGGUCAUUUUUUUUUGGCCCAUUGGUGACCGUAUUAACGAGACCGGCUGAAGAGAGAAUUCUAAACCAAAAAAUUUAAAAUCUUAUUUUGUUCGUGAUGGAAUUAGGGACGCCGAAACGCUGCAUUCGUAUUGUUCAGCUGAUUGUUAAGAAUUAGCGAUGAGGUUUCGCUCGUUAUAGUUAGCACGAACUACAAGUACAUGUGACCAGGGAAAAUAAUUGAUACAUCAAUCUCAAAUUGACCCCUCAAAUUAGCCUGCAUAGCAGGUGCUUGGAAGUAGUGGGCGCCGGUUCUUUCUUGCGGCCAAGUACUUCCAAGCGCCUGCUAACUGUUAAGCAGGCUACCCUCAAAUUGACCGAGCGUUGAUGUUGUAAAGAGGAUUUUGAUGUUAAAUCAAAAUGCUAGUAACUAAAAGAGUUAUAACUCGCGCUAUUUUGAUUGUGUUUGGCACUUAUUUUUCGUUUUUAGACAGAAGGAGCUGUAUUUCCUCGAGUGUGACGUUGGCCAGUCUGAAUUCACUCCUCCUGGGUUAAUAUCACUAAACAGAGUGUCUUCUCCCCUGCUAGGUUUGUACAUUCAGUAAAAAGGCCUGUAAGUUCUAAUUUUAGCUAUGACGAAACGUUUCCUCCUCACUUUGUCCCUCUUUCAUUUUUUCUUCAAUCCGCCACUUGAACAUCUCCCAUAAUGCACCUUAUUUGCCCCCCAAAACUUUGCGUAGCCUUUGUUUUUCAUUUCUCCUGGGUAUUACCCCGGGGGGGGCACUUGGGUAUUUUUUGGGUGGGUAUGUGCCGCCCGGGACUCCAAAUUGGCACCCCGUUCUAAAAAAACUUCCCCUAAAAUUGAUACCCCGUUCUAGAAAUGGGCCAAUUUUUUAUACCCCGUUCUAGAAUUCGCCCUAAAACUGAUACCCCGUUCUAGAAAUGGGCCAAUUUUUUAUACUCCGUUCUAGAAAGUUUGUAAAUUAAAAUAGCCCUGUUUUUUUUAAAAAAUAUUUCUUUAUUUGUUCGACUAACACAUCAAAGAAAUGCUUCUUCAUAAUCAGCAACAAUUUUAAGCAGAAGAUAAAGCCGUGGUCCACAAUUUUGUAUACCCCGUCGUAGAAAACGCCUCUGAAAUGGUACCCCUUUCUAAAUCAGGAGCUUCAAAAUCACGACCCUGUUGGGCGGCACAUGCCCGUAUAGGUAAUGUAUGGGAGUACCCCCCCCCCUCCCCGGGGGGGUAUUACAGCCGUCCCAAUGCUUAUACAAAAAUUUUGGGGGAUUUGCAAGUGCCGUAUACAGUACAUAUUAUGACAACUUGUUUGUGUUCUGUGUUCCUUUGAAUUUUAGGUCCACCGUUCACUCAUCUUCGACAACCUGAGAGGUAAUAACAAUCUCCUUAAAUAACUUGAAAUUUGUGAUUGCUGAAAAGCUAUAAAUUCCAGGUUUUCGAAGCUUUUGACAAAGUCAUGUUUUAGCUGAGACUUUUGUACCUCUGUUGUUGCGAACGUUUUUUUCAUACCACCGAAAACACUCUUGAUAAUUGUUGUCUUUUGCAGAUCCGUAUUUUUUGGUGAUGUAUCCCCAAAGGACAAGCCUGGGUUCUAUAUUCAGUGUAUUUACAAUGUGUAUCAGACAUACGCUGAAAAAUACAGAAACAAGGUUCCAUUGAUUAUCAACACACAGGGAUGGGUCAAGGGUAAGUAGUUCAAACAGCAGAGUGCGUUAUAGUUACGUUACAAAGUCGAACUAUUUUCACUUUAAGUAAUAAUGAUAAUAAUUAUAAUUAUAAUAAUUAUUAUUAUGGUUUAUUAACAGCAUUUCCAUAAAAAAGGGGCCCUACAUCUGCUAAUAAAAUAUAAAUUAUAUAGUGUAUAUUCAGCUAGAAAAAAAUACAUUAAUAUAUCUGGCCUCGGUUGUUCAAAGGCUGGAUAGUGCUAUCCACCGGGUAAAUCUCUAUCCAGCGGAUAAGUAUCAGGGAAACCAAUUACGCUAUCCACUGGAUAGUGAUUUAUCCGAUGGAUAGCGCUGUCCAACGUUUGAACAACCAGGACCAGGAGCAUAAAAUAUGCGUGGUAAAAAAACUAACUAAUUAACUAACUACUUCACUGUGGUUAAAAGAGUGUAUUUUGAACUAUUACAUUACUACAAUUUACUUCGCUCCUUUAAGAUAUUGAGGGUCUGUUUGGAAAAAGACCCAAAAUUUGUACAAGUUUUGAUUGGAGCAGGUAGGGAAUUGUGCUAGUUAAACAGCGUGGCUAUGAUCGGGCAAUAGUCAAGAAAUUAUUUUUCAAGCGUAAGAAAAUGUCAGUAAUGGUUGCCAGAAAAGAAAAAAACGGCAUGUAGGAACAAAACGGAUACCCCUUCCAAUCAGUCAUUUAAUCUUCAAGUCGGUCACCCCAUCAAUCAAUUCAGCAAUUCAGCAAUUCAGCAAUUCACGGUAAAAAAAAAACGUAUCACACUUUACUCCGAUUUUGUAACCCACCCUCUCAAUUUCCUGCUGGGUACCUGUUUAGUUAACUCGGUCGCCAAUAGCUCUUUCCUUUUUUAUCCAAGGAAUGGGAGUACCUCUUUUGUUGGAUGUGAUUCGCAUUGUAAAGCCAACACACAUUGUACAGUUCAAUUACGCCACCAAAGAAAACAGUAACAAGAAUUUACCAAAGAUGACAGCUGAACUGUUUGCAAGUACACCGGGAUGGGCAUUUACUGUUGAAGAGGAAGAGCGACCUGAAAACAACUCCAGGUUGUUAAAACAAAUUUCAGUGGCUUUGUGUCUUACAUUUAUUAAUGGAAAAAGCGCCCUAAGUUCGCGAAGCUUAAUUUUUUUUGAUGCGUUUAGCUUUCACGAAAACGGAUGUUUUCGAAAACUCAUUCGUGUGGACAUGCUAAUCGUAUUGUUCGGUUUUAAUUUGUACAGAGAUGCCAACCUUUGUCCGGAGAACAUUACAGGAAGUGAUCAUGAUCCUAUUGUGAUUGAAAUCAACUCAUAUGAAUCAAAAAGCUGGCCGAGCUCCGUGUAAGUAACAUGUUACCUUUCAUGAACACAGUGAUGCAAAAGAGCUAGUAUGCAUGGUCAUAGAACGUUGAAAAACCGUUAUAUCAAUAUGCAUAUUCUCCACACUGUUCUCCAUAUAUUUACCUUUGGUGGAUGAGGGGAAUUUGUUUAACAGUCUGUACCUAUUUUUGUUGAUGGUUAUCUCCUUUGUUGUCACGACCCAUCCUGGUCUUGUUAAUCGGCUUACCAGUGCACUUAGUUCGUUUUGAUUUCAUUUUUGUUGUGUGCCGGUUUUCCUGAAUGUUCGUCUUCAGAGGUGAGGAAAAUGAUUCCAUGACUUAAUUGUACGCAUGUGCGUUUUGCAUUUUUUGAAGAAAAAGUCCUGUCUAAAGUUGUUCUCAGAGCUUUCAAUAUAGUAUUGAGGGGUGUUGCAUCCAUGAUACUGCCACGAAGAAGAAAAUAGGUGACUAUCUUCAUUACAACAACAAUCUUUAUUGUGCUUUUGAUACAAAAAGUGUGUUAAGACAUUAAAAGGAAACAAUUGUGAGAAAAAAAGAGUGCACAGCCACUCAGAAAUAGCAAAAGCUAAUCGCGCUGAGUGGCUGGGCCAAGCAGAAAAGUAGCUAGACAUCAAAGUUGUUAUAAAUAAACAAAUGCACACAAAGACACCCAAAGAAGAAAUAUAUAAACUGUAAUAAAUAAACAAAUACACAAACGAAUAAACAAAGAAGCAAGACAAAACAACGGCUGUGCACACAAUUAGCUGCAUGUAAAGUACACCAAUUAAUAUUUGGAGAUGACAGAUUCUUUUAAAAGCUUUUUAAAGCGAAAACGACUCGUUGGUUUUAUAUCUUCUUUAAUAGCAUUCCAGAGUUUAGCCCCACUGAAACGGACAUUAUUAGACCUGUUGCUGACCCCGGCUAUCAAAGAGAUGAGUAGUGGAACAACCGCGCAGCGUGGGGAUCCUGUGAUGAUGAUAGACAGUAGUAAAGUCAACCUGAGGGGGCCAUAGAAAGUGUUCUCACUAACGGGGUGUCAGUAGUAAGCGGGUUCAAUUUAGAGAAACUGCAAGGGCUCACUUUCCCUAGGGACAAAGCGAACUGUCCGUAAUAAUAGGCUGAUUUAGCAACAGAACGGGAACGUCAGUCGACGACGGGAAAGCGCGCGGAAAGGACUAAACCCGACUUCCGAGGCUCAAUUUGCCUCUCUGCGAUUGGCCAUUCGAAUUGUUUGAUUUGCGCGCGCCGUCGUCAACUGACGUUCCCUUUCUGUUGCUAAAUCAGCCUAAUGAAGUUUCCGCAAAGCGAGGUUUAGUGUAUCGAACCAGAGGAUCGCAAAAUUUAUCAACGACGGUUGAAAUAUGUACUGUUUACUGGCUAAUAAUAUAUUCAUAUCUUUUAUUUCUUUCUUUUCUUCUAGUUCUAAAUUCAAAGCAUCGGAUCACCGGACUUUAGCAUUACUGUCGUAUUUCAGCAGAACAAAAGCUAACAUCAGCCACUGUGAAGGCCGCUCUUCUCUUACACAGACUUCUCUUCUGUCUUGCGUUCCUUAUUCAGUACCGUGGAACUGUGUGGGAAUACACGUUAUGCAUACAGAGGUUCUGUAAAGUGUAUAAUCUGAUAGCGAAUGUUUUAACAACUUUGUGCAUAAUUGUUGAUGGGUUGAGUUCUUGUGUAAAUAGAGAGCUUUAGAUUCUAAGACGAUUACGACUACGAGGAUGAGAUUUCCUCAUUAGGCUGAUUUAGCAACAGGACGGGAACGUCAGUGGACGACGGGAAAGCGCGCGGAAAGAACUAAACACGACUUCUGGUGCCCAAUUUGCCGCUCUGCCAUUGGUCAAGCCAGUUGUAUGAUCUGCGCCCGCCGUCGUCAACUGACGUUCCCGUUCUGUUGCUAAAUGAGCCUAAUAUUACUAAGUAGUGCGCGCCCUUGAACUAGCGACGUUUUGGCGGGAAAACUUGCUAGCCGUCGUCAUUCUACUACGAGUCUUAGCGAGAAUAGGGAGCUUUAGCAACGACGACGGCGACGGCAAAGAGGACGUGAAAACGGCGAUAGGUUUGUUGAGCAAAACAACAACUCUGCACGUGCAUCACGCUUUUUUGUUCAUUUCUUUACCGUCCUUGCACGACUACGACGUGAAAAUGCCUAAUUGCAGGUUUUAUGGAGGACGUAAACAAGCGACGACGAAUCUCUUUUUCUCUCUCUAAACUUGAGUGCGGUCCUCAAGAAAUCAUCUCCAGGGAAAUUCGCCUACACUUGCCAUUUUCAGCAAAUUGGAAUAAACGCGACAAAGAUUGCAAAAACGGGGAUUCAUUUUAAAACUGACGUUUUCGCUGCAGUUGCCGUCGUCGAUGCUAAAGCUCUUUAAUGUCGUAAUGGCGAAAACGAGUUAUCAAAUGUUAGAAGUUUUAUCUUUUUGCGAUCGAGAGAGGGCUUAACCUCCUCGAUAUAGAUAACAGUGCUAACUUUUCUACUGGAAAAAAAAGUAUGAAGCUUUCUGGUUUGUCUAAACUUUAGGUUAAAUCUUUUACUCAUAGUCGUCUCAUAGUAGUUCUCGUCCUCGAAAGCUCUCUAAUAGCAUCUCGUAGACAAAGUAUUCAAGAACUCAAACCAUCACUGAACUUCCAAUCGGACACGAUUCGCGCUAAGCUUUUCUAUUAAGAAAGUUUCAUGAUAAUGAAGCAAGCACAAAUGCAGUUUAAUUUAUUCAAACUUCAACUCUUGAGCAAUUUGAAACUUAAACAUUUCUCACUCUUGAAAAUGGUGUUCGAAACAUUGAAAGGUCGAGUAACGUUCUUAAGUUCAAUUUUUCUUGUUAAAUUCUUCAAAAAGCAACUGACUAUCGGGUCUAUCGACAUCAAUCACCGUCUUAAUUUCAAGAAACACACAGAAAAAAAAGAGCUAAUCGUUAGUUAUAUCAAAAAAUAAACAGAUUUCAAUAAGCAAAAUUUAUAACCCCAUUGUUCGGCGUAAUUUCCACCUCCAUAGCGAGGUUUUAGUUUACACAAUGUUAAUGUCAAAUUUCAUUGCUGUUUUUAUUUCUUGGGGCAGAUUUCGUGGAAUGAGAUUCUGUACUCUGUUAAUGCGAGUGUUGUAGGACUGGCGCGAUGCGCUUCAGACGAGGUAAGAAUAGGAGUCUCUGACCCUUUAUUUAUCUUCUUGAAAAUGCCGUACAAAUCCUUGUAAUAUGUUCACGGCCAUUUUGAGGAUUAUGCAAUAUGGUACCACAUGUAUUUUAAUACUUACCAUACUGAACUUGGGCUGCAUGUGACUUAUCUAACUUUUCUCUUUGACGGAGCUCUCUUUUCUCCUUCUGCAAUGUCGAGUCUCGCUUUUUGGGCGAUUGAGUAAGUGACAAGUGUUUCAAAAAAUGUGACGACUUUUGCAUUCUAGGGGCUUUCCCUGAGAUGGACCAGAACUUCGUCCAUGGAGGUAAAAAAAAUUCCAGUCUUUUCAAGCUAUCGAUGCCAGGAUGAUCUCCGGCUUGAUAAGCGACUUGGCUUAAAUUCAAGCUUUACUCAUCUUUAUCUAUACGAGGCUUGAGGCUUAGGGCCUGUUUACAUUUUGGUAGGGGACCCCAGAUAGGUGAAGUAACCCGCCUGUCCAUAUAAUUUCUCAUAUAGUCGCCCCACCUAUCAUGUAAACGUGAUCAAAUAAAAUGAGAAUCUAUAUUGACAGGCGGUUUACCCCACCUAAGCGGGUUACCUCACCUACCUUGGGGCCCCCACCUGGAUCUAAACAGGCCCUUAGGCAGGUGGGUGGGUGGAGUAACCUGCCUGUCCAUAUAAUAUAAUGUUUACAUGAUAGGUGGGGUGACACGCCACAUGUCACCUCACCUAUCUGGGGUCCCCUACCUCCAUCUAAACAGGCCGUGAAUUGAGAAAAUAAGUUACCUUUUUCUUUCAGAUGUAUCGCCGAGGAGAUUGCAGUACACCUUGGUGCUUUAUGCGGAGUCCCAUUACAGAAUGCAUCGGUUUGGGUAAUUAUCUUUUCUGAUUAUAUAAGAUUACUCUUUCAUGUCACUGAGCUGCGCAUGCUCGACAGCGGGAGCCUAACUAUUCUCAACCCAGCACUUGUAACAGCGCUUACUCUUCUGACUCCGCGGUCAUGCGCAGAAGAGCUCUGGGUCGAGUUUGCGAGAUAAAGGCUCAUGGACAGUCCUUUGGAAAACUCUUAUCGCGUUAAAUCUGACCUUCUUUUUACCGUCUUUUUUUAUCUUAUCUUUUAGAAUUUUACCUUUUAGAGAGAGGGUUUGCUCUUCGUCAUAGCGUGACCGUUUCCAUAUUACGUACUUCCCUGAAUUAGUGUGCAUUUACGAAGGAAUAUGUGAUCUGCGAUCUGUGCUCUCGUUUUCAAGAGGUUUUAACUGUUAAGGGUUGCGAUUGGGGAGUUUUUGGUGUUGGAUAGGUGCCGGGUCGCAUAUUUGCUAAUACGUCUGUUUUCGCAGGCUACAUAUUUGCGAGGGUUACUUGUCAUUUCGUCCCCGGUUACUUAGUCACCUAUUUUCGAGUCAUUUAGCGCACUUCAAAUGUAAUAUUCCUCGUUCUAUAAACCAUAAACCAUAACAAGCGCGCUUCAAACUGCAAUAUUCCUCGUUCUUUAAGCCAUAAACCAAACAAGCACUCUUCAAAUGUAAUAUUCCUCGUUCUAGAAUAGGAGGCUGAGUAACCGGGGCGAAAAGACUAGGAGGCGAGAUGAUCGGUAACCUUUGCGAGAGGUGGUCGCACAUGGAGGUGCUCGACUGUAGUUUUUUUUUUUUUCAGUAAUUUGGCAGUUCAGGAUUCGGUGUAUUGGCUCUCUUUGGGGAAAAAAUCCAUUUCUGUUUUAUCUGUAAUAAUUAACCGUUUCUCCCUUGUAGGAAUUGUACGGAACAUUGAUCCCGUUGAGAAACUGCUCUUUGUGUUAACACCCCUCGGGUUGGAUGAUCUUAAACAGGUUAACACCUUACUUAAAGGAAACUUAGAAAUUCCAGCAGCUCUACUGUUAUCGGUGAGUAGAAGAGAAUGACUUUGUACGAUUUGCCGCGUAGCUACAGCUACAACAUUUCCCUUUGAGCGGUUUCGCAAACUGAAAAAAUGAAGAAUAACUCUUAUUAUCAUUCGAUGCAAAAUGUUCUUCCUUUUCAUUGGCCGAAAGCCCGCCACGUGACCGGCAAACAAUGGUCGGCCCAUGCGCAGUGCCGUUUAACUGUGUUUGGCUUAAGUGUUUGGCUGCAAAUAAUCUUCUACUCAUGCGAUCUCUCUUGCGUGAAAAAUGGAAGAUCGCCUCGCUUCCCGAAGAUAUUCAUUAAAAACAAACUUGGUUUCGAAUGAUAAAACAAUUAUUGAUACCGUGAUUUGUCAGUGUCUCCCAGAUCAAUUAUUUUUUUCAGUCUUCGGCUUCGGCAAAUGAUUGAUCUCGUUUCUGACAAAUCAUGAUAUUUUUCUCGACCUCGCCAAUAAUUGUUAACUAUUUUUCAAUGCAAAAAGCCGCUGAUCAUCGACGAUAAAUCGACGUUUUUCAAAGACCUCCAAAAAAAAAAAGAUCUGUAAAGGUCCUAAAACUGGCGAAGACCUGGUGAUUUCUUUGAGAAUAUCCUACGCAGAAGUAAGGAAUUUUGUGAACUUGGUUUAAUACAGUCAAACCCCGCUUUACGGACACCCGCGUAAUACGGACAGUUUGCGUUGUCCCUGGGGAAAGAAAGCCCCUUACAUGCUCUCUAAAUUUAAUCCCGACUUGAUACGGACACCCCGUUACAACGGACACUUUCUAUGCCCCCCACCCCCCCCCCCCCCCCCGCUCAGUGCCUGUAUUACAUUGGACAGGGUUUGACCGUAUUUUUCAGGAACAGUCGACGUUUUUUGAAUCAGGCUUUGUUCCAAUUAGAGUGUUCUCCACCUCAACCUUCGGCUUAGGCAGAUAUACCUCCUUGAUUUACAUAAUUCCCCUUCGGCUUCAUAUAAGUUAUACCCAGCCUCAUCCAAUAGUCGUUUAUUGUUACUUUUUUUCUUUUUGUUUAGACAAAGCAAAGUAAUGCUCCUUACAUUUCCACUGAGUUUUCGUAUGAUCUACGGGGAGCUGGAGCAAGGAAAGUUCGCUACAACUUGAUGAGGAGGCAGAAUGCUUGUUAA